Messenger RNA from Sphenostylis stenocarpa, 1185 nucleotides. The record is from the annotation of a GenBank genome assembly. NCBI's taxonomy places the organism in Eukaryota, Viridiplantae, Streptophyta, Magnoliopsida, Fabales, Fabaceae.
AUGGACGCCGAGGCCAACUCAAGUGAAAACCCUACUAUAAGGUCAAACUGCUGCGCCUCACUUUCGAUACACAAAUGCUCAGCAUGCUAUAAGCAAUACAAGAAGAAAGAACAUCUAAUUGAGCACAUGAAAACCUCAAACCAUUCUGUCCAUCAACCUAUGUGUGGGGUCUGUCAAAAGCACUGCAAAUCUUUUGAGUCUCUGAGGGAACAUCUUACUGGACCUUUGCCAAGGGGAGUUUGUUCGAAGAUUUUCUCUCAACAGGGCUGUCAACUUUGCUUAGUACUAUUUGAUAGUCCUGGGUCUCUCCUAGUUCAUAAAGAAACAUGUCGCGUAUAUGCCCCUACUCGUCUAGGAACAAGGGAACUGCCCUAUAUAGAUUCCCAAUUUGACUGUCCUUCUGAUGAAAAUCAUGUUGGCGGGGGCCCUGGGGGAGCAGUUGCAAUGGACUGUGAAAUGGUUGGUGGAGGAAGUGAUGGUUCUCUGGAACUUUGUGGAAGAGUAUGUUUGGUUGAUGAAGAUGAGAACUUAAUCUUUCACACUUAUGUACAGCCUCGAAUACCUGUUACUAAUUACAGAUAUGAUAUAACUGGAUUGACAGAAGAACAUCUCAGAAAUGCCAUGCCCCUAAAGGAAGUUCGAGAAAAAGUGUUGCAAAUUCUAUACAAUGGAGAAUCCUUUGCCAAAGUUAGACGAGAUGGUGGAAAGGCCAGGCUUCUUGUGGGGCAUGACUUAGCACAUGAUUUAGAUUGCUUGAAUAUGAAUUAUCCUGAUCAUAUGCUAAGAGACACUGCAAAGUACCGUCCCUUGAUGAAGACAAACUUGGUCAGCCAUUCGCUCAAGUAUCUCACCCGAACUUAUCUUGGUUAUGAUAUCCAAUUAGGCACUCAUGACCCGUAUGAAGAUUGUAUUUCUGUCAUGAGACUAUACAAGAGAAUACGAGCUCAAAUUCAUCCAGAGGAAGGCCAUGGAACAUUGACUCCUAGAAACAGUAUUGUUAGUCUGCCUGAUAGCUGGAGAUCCAGGGAACUUGACAACCUCACACCAGAUCAACUUUAUGCCAUGUCUAGAUCGGAUUACAAGUGUUGGUGCUUGGAUUUGAGGCCAAGAUUGAAGCAGGAAUCAGAUUUCACGGAAAACGAAAGCAAUGAAUUUCACUUCAUGGAUGGCAACCGACAUCUUUAG